CGCGGCGGGACCUGGAGUCUGGGGCUCAGGAUGUAAACAAACAUGGCGGCGCCCAGUUCCUGGCUGCGUCCGUAUCUGUUAAGACCUCGAAGUAUUCCGGCCCUUCCACCCAUUGAAUUGACAGAGAAGUGUCUGAAGAGGGCCAGUGUCACGAGCAGGUGUUUGGCCAGUCGGAGCAGGGAGCAGCAUUUUGGCGUUCGCUCCCGCAGUUGGACCAGCGAAUUACAUACCACUGAGGGACUGCAGUAAAGCAGUUAAACUUGGCAGAAAUCUGGAGGUUCCCAACCCCCUUAAGAUGUACGGCCUGUACUUGGAAGCAGUGAAUGAUUAUAUCAACGAGUCGUACGGAGAGGAUGUAUGGAGACUGAUAGAGGCCCGGGCAGAGAUACCGCAUCUCAAGUUUGUCCGCCAUCAGAUGUACAAUGACAACCUGAUCCUGCGGCUGGCCAAGGCAGCAGGCGAGGUCCUGGGGAAGACCCAUGAUGAGCUCAUGUAUGCCUUCGGGGUUUACAUGGUGAAGAGGAUCGGGAACUAUGGCUACGAGAGGAUUCUCAAGGUGUUGGGGCGUAAUGUGCGUGACUUCAUCAAUGAGCUGGACAACCUGCACGAGUACUUCCGCUUCUCCUUCCCCAAGGUGCAGCCUCCCAGCUUCUGUGUGGAGGAGGAGUGUGAGACCAGCCUCACCCUGCACUACCGCAGCACCCGCAAGGGCUUCACCCAGUUUGUCAAAGGCCAGCUGUCUCAAGUGGGAAGGCAGUUCUACAACACAGACAUUGAAGUUGAGAUCCUGUCCAAAGAGGAGACUGAGAAGAUGACAUAUGUGAUCUACAAGAUGAACUUUGACAACGCUGCCUUCAAGCACCGCAUGCCCCAGCAGAAGACGGCCCCAGGGUACGAGAAGCUACCCAUGAAGAGGGGCAUCUUUUUCGACAUGUUUCCCUUUAGCGUGAUCUUCCGCCGGGACAUGACCAUGUACCGCAUCGGGGACGGUCUAAAGGAGGUCUUCUCCGACCUGCAGGGCAAGAAGGUCAACGAAGAGUUCACACUGGUGCGACCCAUGCUGGAGUUCAGCUGGGACAACAUCUACACCCACCUUAACAAUGUGUUUGAGCUACUGUCCAAAGCUGUGGUGGAGAGCAAGCAGAAGGUGAAUGUCCCUAAACUGAGCAAGGAAAAGGAAGACGAGGGAAAAGAGGAGAGCGAGAAACCCAAGAGAGAGGAAGAGAGAAGUACAGAGAAAUCAAGGGUGCGCCCGUCGCCACAGUCAACCGACAGGAGAGAUGUGAAGUCUGUGGAGGAGAUGAAGGGAGACCAGGAGUUCAGCAGUGCUCUGACUCAGUACAACAGCUCAGCCAACUCAGGGGGAGAGGACAUCGAGCUGCUCGCCUUCCAGACUGUCACCGUUCUAUGUCUGUGGAUGACCCCACCCUGCUCUUCGUCAUCUCCAGGGAAGUGCAGUGAAACUAUCUUCGAGGAUAUGAGGGAACCUCCCAAGAAGCCCCUCCACCUGAAGGGUCAAAUGAAGUACGUCCCCCAGUGGGACUCGCUCAUCUUCCUCAGUACACCCAUUAUAGAGACAGUGGAGGACAUGAUUAAAAUGGGCGUCUAUGUGAAUGAUCUGAACCUCCAUGACUCCAGCCGAGAGCUCAUCUUAGCCGGAACACAGCAGUCGGCUGAACUUCAGCUGGCUCUUGACCAAGAGCAGCAGAAGUACGCCCAGCUCCAGGAGAUCAUCAAGAAGCUUGACGAGGAGAAGAAGAGAGGAGACUCCCUCCUCUACGCCAUGAUCCCCAAAGCUGUGGCUGACCGGCUCAGGAAGGGUAUCACGGCCCUGGAGACAUGCCAGGUGUUCCCGGACGUGACCAUCCUAUUCAGCGACGUGGUGAAGUUCAACGAGAUCUGCAUCCACAUCACGCCCAUGCAGGUGGUGGACAUGCUCAACGAGAUUUACAUCGUCUUCGACACGCUCAGCGAGAAGCACAACGUCUACAAGGUGGAGACCAUCCGAGAUGCCUACAUGGUGGUGGCAGGCGUGCCCAAUAAGACAACCUUCCAUGCCCACCACAUAUGUGACAUGGCCCUGGACAUGCUGAGCUCCAUCGACCACCUCAAAGACCCCUCCACUGGAGACAACAUCCAGAUCAGAGUCGGGAUCCACUCAGGGAUGGUGGUGGCUGGGGUGGUGGGGCUGAAGAUGCCUCGCUACUGUCUGUUUGGAGACACCGUCAACACUGCCUCCCGCAUGGAGAGCAAUGGGGUGGGCAUGCAGAUCCACAUAAGCCAGACCACCAAAGACCACUUGGAACAUGAGCCCUACAUAAUUGAGGAGAGGGGAAAGAUCUUUGUGAAGGGUAAAGGCUACAUGAAGACAUAUUGGCUGAAGGGGAAGAAGGACCUGUCGUUUAAGACUCCAGCAGAGCUCCGCUACAGCAGUGAACAGAAGGACUCAGAGGACAGGAGCUCCAAUGGGUCCACCUGCACCAACACCAAGCGCUCCACCUCCAACCUGAACAUUCCCAACGAGGAGCAGGCAGAGGGCAAGCCCACCCCCACAGAGCUGCCUGCAGAGCCCUUACCUUCACUAGAGGGCGCCCCCGAAGACCCCACAGACCCCACCGAGCCCCAGGAGAAGAAAGUAAAAAAGAACACUAAGAACAACAACAAAGGGGGCGCGGCCAAGCCCGAAGCUCCUCCCCAGCUGGUCAAUGUGGUGCAGGAGAGUGCAGUGCCUCCUGCUGCUGCCCAGGAGACCCCCACGGCCCCCCCGGCCACCGCCGCCCCAGUGCUCAACAACAAGAGGAACAGCUUCAGGCAGCACACCAAGCUGCCCGCCCACCUUCCCAUGCGCAGCACAUCCUGUUGCCUACUGUGAGAGGAGAGGCAAAAAUAAUGUGACUGGCCUGCAUCUUAUUGACAGUCCUGUGAAGGGAAACUCUGAAACUGACCCUAACCUUGAACCUUAACCAAUUAGAAAAUUCAACAUGGUUUCGCUGGUCAGUCACGUCCCUUUCGUUUUUCCCUACUGUGAGAUGGACCAGGCCAGAGUUUAAGACCUCUCAUCUCAGAUUAUUGGCCAUCCUUCAUGUUCAAUAUAUUGUAUGACGCCCUGUUGUUUAUCCUAUGUUUUUCCUUAGGCAGGACCUGAGGGUCCCCACAGCAACAUUCAGGGCAGCCCACACCUAAUGUAAUGUAUUCAUCCAUUUAUUCAAGGUGGAGUUACAGAGGUAGACACGGCGGACCACCCCACUUAAGUAUUAAUAGAGGAAACAUUGAUGCCCCUAAAAUUAAACAAAUGUGACAUUGCUGAAAAGGGAAAAAAUUAUUAUCUUCCAACAAAUAUAUACCGAUACUCAUGUCUUGAUGACGUGUUAAACAGUGGGCCUCUCUUGGUAAUACAAGCACCUGGCUAAUGUCACAGAUUUGCGCAUGUUGUUGAAAGGACAGGUCAAUAAAUGUACAGUUCAUGUACUAUUUAUUAAGUUAUUACUGUCGGUGAAAACACCUUUUUCGAAUUACAGGAUCACAAUGGAUUGGUAUACAGAGUAAGAUGAGAUGUCAAAAGAUUGUUGUAUUUUAUUUGCAUAAACUAGUUCUGAGAAGUCUGACCCAAGUUACAGUUCUGAUACUGUGUUUGAUGAUGGAAUAAUAUUGACUUUAAUAAUAAUUUAUAUAAUAGCGCUUUUCCUUUUGCUGUAAGUGCUUUACCUUUCUGUUUUGUAUUUGUAAUUUGUUGCACAUUUACUGAAUGUUAGCAUAUCUUUGUCCAUAAAAAAUGUACAGACAAGCACGUCAA
Salvelinus fontinalis (brook trout) is the source of this 3793-nucleotide messenger RNA. RefSeq names its product soluble guanylate cyclase gcy-31-like. The record is from RefSeq and is a predicted model, not a curated record. Gene Ontology annotation, cellular component: guanylate cyclase complex, soluble. The transcript has 18 exons. Gene Ontology annotation, biological process: cGMP biosynthetic process; response to oxygen levels; nitric oxide-cGMP-mediated signaling. NCBI's taxonomy places the organism in Eukaryota, Metazoa, Chordata, Actinopteri, Salmoniformes, Salmonidae. The coding region runs from base 296 to 2872 and encodes 858 amino acids. Gene Ontology annotation, molecular function: heme binding; oxygen sensor activity; guanylate cyclase activity.